Messenger RNA from Durio zibethinus, 1363 nucleotides. Its product is annotated as putative aquaporin NIP5-1. Gene Ontology annotation, biological process: transmembrane transport. The record is from RefSeq and is a predicted model, not a curated record. NCBI's taxonomy places the organism in Eukaryota, Viridiplantae, Streptophyta, Magnoliopsida, Malvales, Malvaceae. Gene Ontology annotation, molecular function: channel activity. Gene Ontology annotation, cellular component: membrane.
AAAAUUUUUUAACACCAUUAAUUCUUAAAAAAUCAAAAAAAGAAAAAAAAAAGGAUUUUUUAAGAGAAAAUGCCUGAUGGGACUGGAACCCCUACGGCGUCGGCACCGGCAACUCCGGGAACGCCAGGUGGACCGCUGUUCACGUCCAUGAGGGUGGACUCGCUGUCGUAUGAUCGGAAGUCAAUGCCACGAUGCAAAUGCUUUCCGGUGACUGCCGCAACGUGGGGUCAACCUCACACAUGCUUCACUGAUUUCCCUGCACCAGACGUCUCUCUUACCCGCAAGCUGGGAGCAGAAUUUGUGGGAACCUUUAUCCUAAUUUUUGCGGCUACAGCGGGACCAAUAGUGAACCAAAAGUAUUCUGGAGCGGAGACACUGAUAGGAAAUGCAGCAUGUGCAGGGCUGGCUGUUAUGAUAAUAAUUUUAUCAACCGGACACAUCUCUGGGGCUCAUCUUAACCCUUCCCUCACCAUUGCAUUUGCUGCCUGUCGUCACUUCCCAUGGGCACAGGUUCCAGCAUACAUAGCCGCUCAGGUUUCGGCCUCCAUUUGUGCUUCUUUCGCUCUCAAGGGAGUCUUUCAUCCCUUCAUGUCUGGUGGCGUCACUGUCCCCACCGUCAACUAUGGACAAGCUUUUGCACUCGAGUUCCUCAUUACUUUUAAUCUUCUCUUCGUUGUCACUGCCGUUGCCACUGACACCCGUGCUGUUGGAGAGCUGGCGGGCAUAGCGGUUGGGGCGACUGUCAUGCUUAACAUUCUUGUGGCAGGGCAAAGUAGUGGGGGUUCAAUGAAUCCAGUGCGGACUUUGGGGCCGGCUGUGGCAGCAGGAAAUUAUAAGGCAUUAUGGAUUUACUUGAUAGCACCCACACUGGGUGCCCUGGUUGGUUCUGGCACAUACACUUUGGUGAAGCUCCGAGAGGAAGAGGCUGAAGCACCACGGCAGGUCAGGAGUUUUCGACGCUAGCUUUGAAGUCCAAGAUAGCAAUCAUAUCAUCGUUGAAGGCAGAAAUUUGAUAGUUUACGUAUAGUUUUUCUUCUUCUAAUGUCUCUUUCUAUGAAAGCAUAUAUGGUCGUUUGGUUGUGAGUGGGGUAAGGAUAAGACAGCUUUGGAGGAGAAUGGGCAAUGUGACUAUAAGUCCACGCCCUACAGUAUGAUUGAAUAAUCUUGUCCUUGCUUCUUUAUUCUAUAUGGUUUUUGGACAUGAAUGUGAUUGGCAUUUCCUUGUCUGUUUUAAUUAUGCAUCGUUCAAUAAUUGGACUUUGAUUUGUAAUUUUCCUUGUGAUGUUUUGAUUUAUAGUGUCAAUAAUGUACGCUAUCAUAGGCAAAAUAAAUGAAUAAAAAAAAUAAUAAUAUAUCUUUAUCA